This is a messenger RNA of Adineta ricciae, 513 nucleotides long. The record is from the annotation of a GenBank genome assembly. Lineage: Eukaryota; Metazoa; Rotifera; Eurotatoria; Adinetida; Adinetidae.
AUGGAUCUCGAAUAUAGCGUGAUCGAGAACGUUCAUCGAAAUCGAGCUGGACAAAUUGUACAAAUCGAUUAUCAAUUCGAUGAGACAGUUGUGGUGGAAACUGUUACAUCCGGUUCAACAGUGAGCAUUGCAAAACAAAACAGAGAAAAACGAAAUCGAACAUACGAUGCAACAAUCACUCGUGAACAAUAUCAAAAUCUCGUUCGUAAUCUCAAGAAUCCUCUCUCAUUCGAUGCAUUCAUUAAUGUUCUACGUCCAUUCAUAAUGGGAUUUUAUUCAAGUGAUGAAUUAGAACGUGCAUUUUCAACAUUGGAUCGCGAUCGUUCAGGUUCCAUUCAUAUUGAUGAACUAAGCUCAUUUCUACCGAUAUUAAACGAUACAAUAAACGGCGAUGCUCUGCGUGACUAUAUUCGUAAAGUGGAUGAGAAUUUUGAUGGAAAUAUGAAUUAUGACGAAUUCCGGGCACUUGUUUUACGUGGCAUUGGUCGAGAUAUCAUUUGUAAUCACUUAUAA